This is a messenger RNA of Ectocarpus sp. CCAP 1310/34, 2016 nucleotides long. The record is from the annotation of a GenBank genome assembly. NCBI's taxonomy places the organism in Eukaryota, Phaeophyceae, Ectocarpales, Ectocarpaceae.
GUGCUUCCCGUCCCAAUAUCCACCUUCAUGUUCCGCCACCUUCACCCAAGUCUCACUCUUCAAGAUGAGUGGGAGAGGGUUCGUCAACAUUUCUUCGAUGGGGUUCUCCUGUACUUUGGCGGUGCCAAAGGUGAAGUCGUCAGUACAUUGCCCACGCUCCACGGUGGGGUGGAUCUGUGCCCGUCCGAGGCUGGCUACGUCGCGGCGAAGCUUGCGGACGCUGGCGAGUUGUUCCCGUUCCACGCGGGCUGUUCCGGCGGGAACCCCGGACUUGAUCCGACGAAGAUCGGUGGCAAGGAAGUAGGAACAAGGGGUGGCAGUGUCGGGCNGAAGAAGAAGGAGCCUGGCAGCGUCGUGGCGGAUGCAGCCAGUAGGGGCGGCUGGGUUGCUGCCCCCGAAGGCCAAGAGCCCCUGCAGCCGCACGGCGGAGGCAGGGGAUUUCUCCAGCAGCAAGCAAGAGAUAGUGGGCAAGGACGACGGCAGCUGCUGGAAGGCGGAAGGGUCAGCAGAUCGGGAGCGAACCCUGUUGGGCCAGCCGGGGUGGGCCCGGGCAUAGGACCGGACUACGGGGAAGCGAGGGGGGUCAACCCUCCAGGUAAGAUACCCGUGAUUCGAGGAAAUGGAGAAUUCCUCGACGGCUACAGCAGUAGCCACAUGAAUAGAGUAAAAGUCAAUGCCCCGCGUCUCGAAGGGGAGAGUCGCGGCCAUGGGUAUGACUCGUGGAGAAAAUCGUUUAUCCAAGCGGCCAAGACUGUAGGACUGGACGGCCAAUUGAUCGGCAACAACGGGAGACAUGCACCUGUCGGCAACCCAAACUUGCCAAGCUCGGAGCUGUACCGCCUCCAAUGCACCAUCGACGAGGUCCAGAGGGGCCUCCAAGCGUUCCAUUUUGUGACCACUGCCACCGUCAGAGAAGCCGACAAGGCGAUCGUGAACAAAUGCGAGACCGCAAAAGAGAUCCUCGCGGAACUCGACAAAAUCUACGAUCCAGAAUCGCAGGGCUCGAAACAAGCCCUCAUGAAGCAAAUGUUCAACUUCACGAUCCCCACACACAGCACCAGAAACCCCAUCGAACACCUGUACUCGCUCGAGCUGCUGUACUCACGCCUACGCGACAAAGGGCUCAUCGCUGAGGCACUCGCCCACUUCGUUGGUUCCCUCCCACCCGAGUACCAACAAGCGAAGUUCCUGUUGGAGACAGCAACGUUNCCCAUCGAACACCUGUACUCGCUCGAGCUGCUGUACUCACGCCUACGCGACAAAGGGCUCAUCGCUGAGGCACUCGCCCACUUCGUUGGUUCCCUCCCACCCGAGUACCAACAAGCGAAGUUCCUGUUGGAGACAGCAACGGCGCUGGAUAGGGCCGAGAUCGUCAGAAUCGUGAGCACGGUGCACGCGAGCCUUCCGGAGGGGAGGAAGGCCUCGAAGGGACAGCGGAGGGCGGAGCACGCUCUCCUCGCGAGCGACGGUAGCGGUGGGGGAGGAGCGCCGGGCCGCGGCAACGGUGGCCACCGCAAGGGUGGCAGCGGCGGCGGCGGCGGCAGCGGCAACGGCAACCAGAAGGGGAGAGGGGGUGGUGCGAAGGCUGGUGGCGGCGGCGGAGGCGGCGGCGGAGGCGGCGACGACGAUGCGAGUAGCAUGCGCGGUCGCUGUUUCCGGUGCGGCAAGAAGGGCCACCAGGUGGCCGACUGCACCGAGAGCAAGCCCGUGCGAUGUGAGACAUGCAAGGGCACGGGCACGACAAGAGCAAGUGCCCGACCGAGGGGGCGGUGCUCGUGGUGCAUGUGGGAACACCGCCACCGGAGAUCGCCGCCGUCGCCGCUGGAGCUGCCGCCGAUGCUGCCGCUCCGGCCGCCACCGCGGGGCCUCCGGCCAUCCCCCCCGCCGCCGCCGCGGGGGGAACACUGCCACCGGAGGUCGCCGCCGUCGCCGCUGGAGCUGCCGCCGAUGCUGCCGCUCCGGCCGCCACCGCGGGUCCUCCGGCCGUUCCUCCCGCCGCGGAACCGGGUACGCUGA